CUAUGUAGAGUGACGCCUGCACGCUUGUAUGGAUGGCAGCAUCCAUAAAGUUAGUAAUUGCAGUGAAGUCCAUUUCACAGCUGGCAAAAUACACGUCAUCUCGGUACUUAUUAGGCUUUUCGACUCGUGAAUUCAAGCUGAAGAGACACCAGCAAGGUAUAGCACAUUUGUUACAAAUCUUUUCGUCGCGAAACUAGCUGACGAAUGGACACAACUGAUUCUGCUUAUCGGUAAAAAUUGUAAUAAUCGUAGUUUUUCGAAGCUGAAACGUCUCAGGCCUCAAUCAACACUAAUUGUUCGGGAGAGUUUCUUUAUUUUGCAAUGCACCCGGUAAAUGUCAAGGUUAACUGUUUAAUAUUAUCUGGAUAAAUGGCAUCGUAUUGAGGAUCCACUGCCUCACUUCGCGUCGAAUCUAAAAUUGAUACAUUUUUACGCUGCAGAGGCUUGUUUUAAAGUGAAUGGAGCCGGUAAUGGCGAUAUCAGUAAUGCUCAACCUCGCCGGAUUCAUCGCUUUCAGUGCAUUUACUUAGCCGCGCUUACCUUAAAACAAUGCUGUUGUUACAAACUGUGAAUCCAUAAUUAACUCUCUGGUAAACUUAGUAUAUACUAUACUAUAACUUAGUGUACGUAUAAGCUCCUGAAGACUACCCUAAAUGAGUUUGAUUUUUUAUCAUUUGAGGCAAUACUUUUUUUUCUCUAAACCCGCAAAUAAAAGUACAGGGUACAUAUUAUACCGGUGGUGCACUACUCUCUUUCCGAGAGGGCGUUACGCGCUCGUUUAUUUAUUAUUGAAACUAUGCUAUCGGGUUACAGUCAUCAGGCCACAGUGCAAUUCUAAUAUAACGAUGUUUCUGUGUUCGGAUGUCCCUAUCUUUUUCGACAUCAAACUCAUAAAUUUAAUAGAACUCAAGUACGUUAUCGAAACCAUACACUCUCGGCCUGCGUGUAUUCCUUAAUAUAUAUGUGCCUUGUGUAUGUGUGUGUGUGUGUGUUGUUAAUAUUCAGUGCAUGGCAAUCAGCCCAUUAUGCAAUGGGCUUGUUGGAAAAUGAUCAUUACACUCGCUCCCUGGAGCAACAGCCCUCGCAAAGAGGUAACCGCAUCAAUCUAUCAAAGUAAUAGUAGGGGUUUGCUAUUAUUCUGGUCGGGAAAAACAGCACUUCAUUAGCAUACAUCCGGAACGGACGCUGCCGGGUAGAAAAUAGGUCCAUCGAUCAACAAGGAAGGAAGUUUGGUUUGCAAUAGCCAAAACAAUUUGUACAAAGUUUUUGUCUCAUAACGCCUGUAGUAUUCUUAUGUCAGCUCCAAAGAUUGACAUUUUUCCCGAACCCAAUUCGUCGGCGACAUAUGUAAUCGUGUCAAAAACGUAGUUAAAGAUAUACAGUACUUCCUAAUGUUCUCAACCAAUUUCCAGUCGCCAAUCACCAGCUAUAGUCUAUAUAAACUAAGCUCGAAGUCCCUUCACGGCUAAUUGUCAACGGGGGCCUCUGUGCCUCUCGGAUAAACAUUCUGUGUCAUGGACCCACAUACCACCUGCACACCUAAUCUGACAGCGAAUCGGCAUUGUGAAAGUGUUGUUACGGUUACAUUCAACGAUAAACAAUAGUCGCAGCAGAACUAAACAUCAUAUGAUCUGACUGAACAUGCAUGUCACUGGCAUCACUAUUCAGCACAGUGCGCUUUACGUCAGUACUUAUUGUUGUUAUUAUUCGAUUACUAGUUGUUAUAUUGUCAUGAAAUUAUAAGUAAUAUAGGUUUGGUGUUGGUAGGUGGGGUCAGCAAUUAGUAAUUUGUAAUUAAUUAUAUCUUCUUGUCAUCUAGCCACAGGGCACUUCUGGCAAAUUUAGCGAAAUGUUUGGCGCUUUUUUGGAGCUUUUUUUGAAAUAGGCAGCUUGACCCCUUUAACGCUUUCGGAUGCACUGCCUCAUUUUGUUGCCUGUCUAUCUUGUGCUUCUUUAAAACUGACAAUUGAGGUAAUAGGGGUGAAAACCCUGUUGAUUUACCUUGCAUGGAAACAUGUGCUACAUUGAACAGUAGCAUCGUUAGGGUAUAGAACAUUGGACCUUUUUGAGACCAUUCAUCUAAAAGGCCAAAGUGAAGAUUACAAAGAAUUCGGCAAGUCGGACAAAUCCAGUAAUCUAGUGUACAGACGUCAUGAUAUACGAUCGCCAUGUCGUUACGAUGCGGCUCGAACUGAGUGUGAUGCAUCGGAACGGCCCUGUGGAUUCCUGUAACUGUCCAACUGAAUCACCGGGAGUGAGUUUCAGUAUCGAUGCGUAGAUGCCGCAGCUGUAAAUAUGAAUUCGUGAGGAGGAGAAGUCCUAAGGUCUUAGGCGGGUCCGGGCCCGAGUAGCGGCGUUGACGAGCGUUAAACAGGCAGACAGAAAAAGCGGUCUCCACGGAAAGCCCAAGUCUGAGGUAGCGAAAAGAAGCGUUUGUGAAGCCUAAGGUCUUCAGACGAAGCAUUCGUAAAGCCCGAGGUUUGCCCUGUGCGUUUCAAGAUAAUUAGAACGCUGCUGGUAAAGCAAGGCUUCAGCAAGUGGUAGCCUCCUUACGGGCAGCAUCAUACAAAAACGACCUCGACUCUGUGGAUGGUAGGACGUUUUAUUUUUAAAGGUUCCUGAAGUUGUGACGUGGCGUUAGCUUGAUGUGAAGGCGUUCGACGCAGAUUGCAGAACGAAUUCUCGCUCUUUGUUAGCACAGGCACUCCUGACUCUCUAAUUACGGCUGUAAACCAUAAAGCCUUAGUGUGAAAAUGGAGCACGACCAGCAGCAGCAGCACGGUGGAGGGACAUCAGCAUCUUCAUCAUCCUCCAAAGACAAAGAUAGGGACAGAGACAAAGAAAAGGAGAAGAAACCCUCAACGGGAACCCCGCCCGGGGGCAAACAGGUAAUGGUGACCACUCCAGGAGCAUCGAAACCAAAACCUGCGUCUCGUAAAAAGCCCUCCAUUCAGGCGGAUCUUGACGUCGCUAAAGAACUGAGCAGAUGUCGCGAUGAGGGGGUAACGCGUCUCGACCUCAGUAGAUCGAAUAUAACCACGCUACCGGCUAACGUUAGGGAGUUAACACACCUCGCCGAACUGUAUUUAUAUGGCAAUAAACUAUCAACACUACCCAACGAAAUAGGCGGUCUUAUAAAUCUGUCAACGUUGGCGUUAAGUGAAAACUCACUAACGUCGCUUCCGGAGUCGUUUGCGAGCCUGAAACAACUGAAGGUGCUCGAUUUACGACACAACAAAUUUACGGAAAUUCCAUCGGUUAUCUACUCACUGCGGUCCCUGACAACACUAUUUUUGCGUUUCAAUCGUAUUCGAGAGGUAUCCGAGAGUAUCUCCGCACUAACAAAUUUGACGAUGCUAUCGCUGCGCGAGAACAAGAUUCGAUCACUGCCAUCUGGAAUUGGCCAGCUUCAGCAGCUGGUGACUUUCGAUGCGUCAAAUAACCACCUUAGCCAACUGCCCGAAGCGUUAGGUAACUGUGUCAACCUGUCGGCUCUUGAUGUGCAACAUAACGAACUCGUCGAUAUUCCUGAGAGCAUUGGCAACCUCAAGAACCUCACUCGACUUGGUCUCAGGUAUAACCAGUUAACAUCAAUUCCCGAGCGGCUAGCAGAGUGCACACUAAUGCAGGAAUUCAAUGUCGAGUCGAACAACAUCUCGGUCCUGCCGGAAGGCCUUCUUUCAUCGUUUACCCAGUUCACUUCAUUGACGCUAUCACGAAAUCAGUUCACGAGCUACCCGACGGGCGGGCCUGGCCAAUUUACCUCGGUCGUCUCGAUCAAUCUCGAGCACAACCAUAUCACCAAGAUACCGUUUAGCAUAUUUUCACGGGCAAAAAAUCUCAGCAAGCUGAACAUGAAGGACAAUCUUCUGUCCUCAUUGCCUCUUGACAUCGGCACCUGGACCAACAUGGUCGAGCUCAACCUCGGUACCAAUCAGCUGGCGAAGAUUCCCGACGAUAUCCAGUACCUGCACUCGCUAGAAGUGUUAGUCCUUUCCAACAAUUUGCUGCGUCGCCUACCCGGCUCAAUUGGCGGCCUAACGAAACUGCGUGUGCUCGAUCUCGAGGAGAAUAAACUCGAACAAUUACCGAACGAAAUUGGGUUUCUCCACGACCUUCAAAAGCUGAUGGUGCAAAGUAACCAACUACAGAAUUUACCGCGCGCCGUUGGCCAUCUCACCUCGCUCAGCUAUUUGAACGUCGGUGAAAACAAUCUUCAGCAUUUGCCCGAAGAGAUAGGUACUCUCGAGUCGCUUGAAUCACUCUAUCUCAACGAUAACCCGCUGCACGCACUGCCGUUCGAACUAGCACUAUGCAGCAAUCUACAGAUUAUGUCGAUCGAGAACUGUCCUCUAAGCCAGAUUCCCGCUGAGAUUGUUAAUGGGGGACCUUCCCUUGUUAUUCAGUAUCUUAAAAUGAAAGGACCAUACCGAACUAUGUAAGGUGACAAAAACGCAUGAUCAUAAUGGCAGAAAACAAAAAGUUUACCGAGAGCUUAGUAGAAAGACAUAAGAUAAUUUUACGUAGAACAGCAAAUAAUUGCAUCACAAACAAUAAUGUUAUCGCUACCAUCAACAACAACAGCAGAUCUCUCGAACAGCUAAAAAAAAUCGUUGUGGGAAGCCGCCAAAAAUGGAAAGGCUUGCAAAAAGGAGUUAGAUCAACCUAAAAGCAGGCGUAAUGAAGCCGUAACAUAACGUACUAACACGAUAAAACGCGCAGAGUAAUGGCAAAUGUCUGGCAUGAAAUUUCAUCACUACUCCAUUUCGGUAGAGUCACAUUUAUACAGUGAUAUUUGGAGGGAAGAAAACGCCUGAUGUUAUGAUUUCAGGCGUGUGAUUGUUUAGGGCGGGGCGCCUCGCUCAAAGACGUCAAGUAGGUGACACCUGCAAUGGUCAACCUGAUGUUUUUAUUACAGAAGCGAAACCUCUCAAUAUGACAACCUAUGCUGAAGGCUAACGGGCUGUUGGAGUAGAGGGCAACCAAACUUGAAGAUGGCUCCCAUAAAUAAGGGGCGCAACUACAGAUACUUACUUUUCAAAGGCCAUCCAUAUAAAAGGGCUAGCAUUCAAGUCUUUGUUGAGUGUUGAUUGUUAAUCUGCAAUUUUUCACAUACAUCUGAACAAGCUUCUAAUGAACAUGACGCAGAUAACGACGAUAUGUAAUAGGUAAGCUACGGACUUAAAUACUGUUCUUUCUCCAUACCUCUUUGUGUGUUGAUGCUGAAUGUCGAGGUGCUCUCCCAUAUAUCUGUCAAAGGCAGUAUGUCAGAAGAAUAUUAGAUAGAGUAAACGAAUAUGGUCAAAACCUGGUAAAGAGAAAAUUGUCAAAGUUUUCACACUUACAUGGUAUAUUUUUAUCAAGACGAACGGUAGUAAGUUUAAGUUUUUAAGGCAAUCAUUAGUAUUGGAUAAACCGAUUAUUAUUUGUCCAUGAAAUGGUUACCGAAGGAACAGCUAAACGAAAAGGCUUCUGUAAAUAAUCUAACACAUGUUUAGCGAUGACGGAUACAAAAUGCACGAAAUAUUCGAAGACAAAGAACAAGUUCCAAAAAGAUUAUCGAUCCAUUUCUAAUUACCAUUGAUCAUUCAUAGAAAGAGUGUAUAGUAUUGAGAAUGAUUGCUACAGAAUAUAAUAACGCCGUUAUUGAAUAUGUAGUCUGAACUGCAGAAACAUAUAUGAACAGUACUUGUACAAGAAAAAAGACAUUUUUAAGAGCUACAAAGAAACAAGUAUGGCUCGAUUGUUCUCUACCGUAUGCUUGAUGACCCGCUCAGCCGGGUGAAGUUGGGACGGAUUUUUCCGGGUGACUUGUCAUCGUUGACGCCAGCUGCUCAUUGUUGCGUCGACGGUAAAAAAGCUACUGGGGGGUGAACGGGAGAUGAAUCAUGGAGUUACUGUUCAGUGAUAGUAGCAUGGGCUUUAUUGGAACAGAUACGUUCGCCCUAUUUCUUUGUGUGCUGUAAUAGAAAUAAGAUCAAAUAGCAAAUAUGUGCAAUGCGGCCAAUACUUGAUGUUGUGCAAGAGAGACAGCAAGAAUAGUAAUUAAUAAGACAUUCAAAUUGACACCUUACACUUUUACGCGCGAACAAGCAAACUGGGUAGAAGCUGAAUCUUGAACCGAUUUAGAGGUACAUGGGCUUGUCGGUACUCUGUGUAGUUUGAAUUUGGCUGCCUAUUAUAUGUUCAUAUGAGACACGGCAGAUGUCAGCGGAUUUGUAUCUGCAUGCGUUCAGUGGGACUCGUCAGGCAAAACUCCGCACAGGUCACUUCGCGUUGUUAGGUCGUAUAAGUGUGCGGAGUGAAUGCAGGAACAAGCUAGCGUACGAAUAUGUCUGAUAAUAAUGCCUUCAUAUGAAAGGAUGAUAAAAUGAGAGGAUGAUCGUUAAACAAAAACGAACGAGUCCGUGAAGAGAGCAGGUUGAAUGUAAAAGCGCAAGGACAUUGGUCAUCGUGGCGCCGCUGUAGUCUAAACAAUUUGCACUGAAAAAAGUACUAGAGACUUGGAAAACACUAGAGAUCUUGAAUAAGAAAUAAAAUGAUCGGCCGGACGCAUGGCUAAAGGAUAAGAAUUUAAAGAAAAUUGAAUCACAGGCUGUUACAGCGGUGGGAAAGUUCGAGCCAACAGCAGCGGCAUGGGAACGGGUGUCCAUGUCGCACAAAGCAUCGUAAAACAUGUAUUACUAAUAUUAGCUGAAUAUGAUGAUAAUGACAACUGUUAAUACUGUUACUGUAAUAAUAAUAGUAAUUCUUAGCUGUUGCUCGGUGGGGCAUCUACAGGCGUCUGUGUGUGUGUGUGUGUGUGUGUGUGUGUGUGUGUGUGUGUGUGUGUGUGUGUGUGUGUG
Varroa destructor (honeybee mite) is the source of this 6845-nucleotide messenger RNA. It is a transcript of the gene Sur-8, whose product is annotated as leucine-rich repeat protein shoc-2. NCBI's taxonomy places the organism in Eukaryota, Metazoa, Arthropoda, Arachnida, Mesostigmata, Varroidae. The record is from RefSeq and is a predicted model, not a curated record. Gene Ontology annotation, cellular component: cytoplasm. Gene Ontology annotation, molecular function: protein binding.